Molecule: messenger RNA, 922 nt
Organism: Owenia fusiformis
Lineage: Eukaryota; Metazoa; Annelida; Polychaeta; Sabellida; Oweniidae
Source: the annotation of a GenBank genome assembly
AUGCCACAUAUUCCAGUUGUCUAUAUGAUAUACAUGUAUUGCAAAAAUCCAGAUUGUGAAAAAAUAUAAUUUUGAAGGGAGACAUAUAAAUAAAACAAACUUAGAAUGAUAUAAAUGUUACCAUGACACAAAGAAAUUUCUUAAUAAUUAUGACAUCACAACUAAAUAAUCCUUUUCUACUGUGAUGUCAUACAUGUAUUCAUAAUCAAGGGUUCUAAAAAUUUAAUUAUGAUGUCACACAGCAAAUAAUACAAAGGUUGCUACAGGUUUAAUGUUUUAUAGCAACAAGACAUGUGAUGUCAUACUACACAAUAAAAAUUACCUAGUAAUAGAAACAAUAUUGUUUCUAUGGUAAACACAAACAAAAGCAAUGUUGCGAUAAAAUACUGAGAAAUUCUUGAAAGUUGAUCUACAACGACAUAAAUUACAAAUAUCUGAAGAAAAGAUGGAAAAACAACCAACUUCAAGCCAUAGGAUUAGAAGUGCCAUGAGCAAGAUUGCUAUUUGGAAAUCCAAAGAAACAAGACAGCUAUGGAGGCAAAACAAUCGUAUUGUUCCAUACAAUGAUGCUGAAGAUGAUGAGAAAGUGGAGGAGGUCACAAUGGUGAUAGACCUGAAUGAGAUACAUGUAUAUGAAUGGCCAGAGAUAGACUUUUCAAAAUUUGGCAGAAAUGGCUUUUACACAAAAGCUGACUGCACAAUGGAAACUAUCCUAAGGAUGUCUCCACUUUAUGACCCAAAGUUUUCUCAACCUCAACAGGAAAAAGACAAGCGUUCCUUUCUUCAAAGAGCUCUGCAUAAAAUGGAAAAGAGAGCAAGAGAGGCCAAAUAUGCAGUUUCUGCAUUGACAAAGAAAACAGAUAACCAGGACAAAAGUUCCCAGCAGAAAACAAAGGAUGACUCUGGCUUUACCUCAUUUUAA